Molecule: messenger RNA, 1062 nt
Organism: Dothidotthia symphoricarpi CBS 119687
Lineage: Eukaryota; Fungi; Ascomycota; Dothideomycetes; Pleosporales; Dothidotthiaceae
Product: GroES-like protein
Exons: 1
Coding region: 1-1062 (353 amino acids)
Biological process (GO): alcohol metabolic process
Molecular function (GO): zinc ion binding; alcohol dehydrogenase (NADP+) activity
Source: RefSeq, a predicted model, not a curated record
AUGUCCUCAGCAAACAACUCCGAUUUCACCGGCUGGGUAGCCCACGACCCUUCCGCAGCUGAUGGCAACAUGCAAUGGGGUUCGUUCCAACCCAAGACUUUCGAGGAAACCGACAUCGAGCUGGACAUAUCCCAUUGCGGAGUCUGCGGAAGUGAUAUCCAUACACUGCGCUCUGGCUGGGGGCCCUCAGACUAUCCCCUCGUUGUCGGUCACGAGAUCAUUGGCAAGGUCACUCGCGUAGGCAAGGACGUCCACGACCUGAAGAUAGGUGACCGUGUCGGAGUCGGUGCGCAGAGUGAAUGCUGCGAGGCAUGCAAGCCUUGCAAAAUGGAGCAGGAAUCGAACUGCGAGAAGAUGACUAUGACCUUUAACGGAAGGCACUCCAACGGCGAAAAGUCAUAUGGUGGUUACGCGAAGACAUGGCGCGGACCUGCGUCUUUUGCAAUUCCUAUCCCUGACGGUCUGCCUUCAGAAUUCGCUGCUCCGCUUAUGUGUGGAGGUGUAACUGUUUACAACCCACUCGUUUCUUACGGUGCUGGCCCAGGGAAGCGAGUGGGUGUCGUGGGCGUUGGCGGUCUCGGACAUUUUGCUCUGCUCUUCGCCAAGUCUAUGAAUUGCGACAAGAUCGUCGCCAUCUCGCGCUCAUCCAGCAAGAAGCAGGAUGCGUUAGAACUAGGUGCCGAUGAGUUCAUUGCCACAGGCGAGGAUUCCGAGUGGAUGGCCAAGAACGCAAACUCGCUCGACCUCAUCAUCUCUACAGUCUCCGGCUCCUUUUCUCUCGACUCUUACCUCCAGCUUCUAGACGUCAAUGGCACAUUUGUGCAGCUUGGUGCUCCAGACGAUCCGUUGCCCAGCUUCUCUCCCAUGGGUCUGAUCUUCAAGAACUUGAAGAUUGCUGGUAGCUUGAUUGGAACAAGGCAGCAUAUUCGGGACAUGUUGGAGUUGGCGAAGAAGACGAACCUACAGGCGUGGGUUCAGGUCAGGCCGAUGAGCGAGGCAAACCAGGUCGUUAUCGACUUUGAGAAAGGAUUGCCGAGGUACCGAUAUGUGCUCAAGAACUGA